This is a messenger RNA of Adineta ricciae, 654 nucleotides long. NCBI's taxonomy places the organism in Eukaryota, Metazoa, Rotifera, Eurotatoria, Adinetida, Adinetidae. The record is from the annotation of a GenBank genome assembly.
AUGGCAUCGACUGCUGUAUCGUCGACGAACAAAGCCAAACAAGCAACAAAUAAUGCCACGACAGAUGGCACACCCAUAACAGAAGAAGAAUUAAAGCAAAAAGGAACACCGAUCACGGUUGAUGAUAUCUUUCGACUGCAAAAGUCGACCAAUGGUUACUUGACUGAAACAGAUGACAAUGUAUAUAAAAUCGACUUCGUUCAUUUCCGUAUUCGUGAUAUGAAAACAAACAAGGUUCUUUUCGAAGUUCAGCGAGAAUGUGAUGAAGAUGAAGCGAUGGACAAUGAUGAUCCAUCAGCUGGUCGUUUUGUUCAAUAUCAUUUUCCACCAUCAUUUCUCAAAUUGAAACAAGUUGGCGCCUUGGUUGGUUUCAAAGUUGGUAAUCGUGAAGUAAAAUCGUUUCGAAUGAUUGAACGGCACUUUUUUCGUGAUCAACUUAUCAAAUCUUUCGAUUUCGAUUUUGGCUUUUGCCCGCCAAAUACAACUAAUUCCAUUGAACACAUUUAUGAUAUGCCUGAUAUCGACUCGAAACAAAUGAAAGAAAUGAUUAAUCAUCCGAAUGAAACCAAAUCUGAUAGUUUUUAUUUUGUUGAUAAUCAACUAAUCAUGCAUAAGAAAGCAACUUACGCAUUCGACCUUGAUUAUUCUCAAUAA